This is a messenger RNA of Porites lobata, 8811 nucleotides long. The record is from the annotation of a GenBank genome assembly. Lineage: Eukaryota; Metazoa; Cnidaria; Anthozoa; Scleractinia; Poritidae.
AUGAAAGAAAGCAACGAACAACUUAUCAAAGUAGAGCUAGAAGAAGCCACUGAAACUGUCAUGGAAGACGCGCUAAAGUACCUUUACACUGGGAAUGUCACAGUCGUUGAGGAGAGAGCUCAUAAUUUGAUUGCAACUGCAAAUUUUCUUCUUUUGCCAAGCCUUAAAACAAUGGUGGGCAAUGUUUUGAAGAAAACUGUGACAACAGAGAAUUGUCUUUUUAAUUAUUAUUUUGCUGAAAAGUAUGAGUGUGUGGAGCUGAAGGAAAAAUGCCGUGAAGUGAUUAAGUCGAAAUUUUGUGUUGUCAUGGAAACAGAUGACUUUCUAAACCUUGACAUGAAGCAAGUUAUGGAGUGGGUGUCUCGUGAUGACGUCACUGUGAAUGACGAGGAAGACAUUUUCAAAGGAAUUGUCAAGUGGGUGUCUCACAACAAGAGAGAGAGAGAGAAUCAUUUUCUAGAGUUAUUGUCUCAGGUUCGCAUGACAUCAGUAUCCCAAGACUUUCUUCUAAACCAAUUGCCAAAAGAAGAGCUAGUCAUUAGUAAUGCUAAGAUUGGCUUGAAUUUUGUGUUAGAUGCCAUAAAAACAAAGCUAAGCACAACCGAUGAACAAGCUAUUCAACUACAACGGAAAUGCCUUGAAACACAUAUAGAUGGGAUUUUUCUUUGUGGAGGAAAAAAGGCACUGUGUUACUUUCCCCAGCUUGAAGAUGACAAUUGGUAUGAGAUGGCAGAUACACUGUUUGAUCAUGGAAAUCUCACUCCUGCGUGGUACAAUGGUAAAGUUUACAUUUUCGACUCAGAAGUACAUAAGGUGGGUGAUUCACCGGUGAUGGAAUGUUACGAAGGUAACAACACCUGGGCAGCAUUUCAAAGAGCUGAGGCUCCAACCAUUUUUAAUGGAUACACUGUUUUAAGUGAUGAAUUAUACGGAAUAUAUUUCCCUUACUCUUACAUGUAUGAAAAAUUGCAAAUCUUUAGAUAUGGUGCAGAAACCAAUGACUGGAAUACAAUGGAAUCCUCAGCUUUUGCACAAGAGCACCCAUGUGCUGUGAAUGAUGAGCAGUUUUUGUACAUAAUAGGUGGUAGAGAAACAAGCAGAACAAUGAGAUUUGAUUCUAGGCAAAACAAAUGGGAAGAAUUUGCAGCUAUAAAUGAGACAAGAUGUAAUGCUUUUGGUGCUGCCGUGAAUGGCAAAAUUUACAUAGCAGGAGGGCUGGGCCCCCAACGAGUGGUACUCAGCUCCUGUGAGGUGUACAACCCUGCUACCAAUGAAUGGCAGCUGAUGCCCAUGCUCAGAAGACCACGAUACAAUGCAAGCAUGGUGUGUUUGAAAGGAGAGCUAUACGUGUUGGGGGGGACCAGAGUCAACCGGAAAGGUUCUCAUGUAAGAGCAUUAACAAUUGAAAUGUUUGAUUCAGACAGCAAUAAGUGGAAGGAGAUAUCACAGAUACCAGUUGAAAACUUUGAAAGUCAAGAAGAAAUGAAGAAAGGAAAGAGAUUUCAGGCUUGUGUUGCAAGACUCUGCAAAAAACUGGUUAGCGAUCUUGAACCACUGGACCUGGAUCCCCUGUUUUAAAUGCACAUGUGUAUCAGUUACAUUAUUUUGUAGUCUUAUCAACUUUUGUCUCACAUCAUUCCUUUGUUGUUAUUCUUUAAAGCAUAGAGAGCAAAGUUACCCAAUUCCAAUGGUUGAUGUAGAAGACGUUUUUCUUACUUUUGGCAAUGAGCAGGAUAAAAUUACUCAAUAAUGAUUUUUUUACUGUUUCUCACUGCUGAUUCGCUAAAAUGUAUUUCGUGUGGUAAGUUUGCUUGGUGGCAUUUUUAUGAAAAAAAAAAAUAGAACAACAAAGGGCAAGUCCUGUUUAUGAAACGGUCAUCAGAUUUUUGUCUUGAUAUUAAUUGGGUGAAUAUCAGAUGAUUUUUCCCUGUGCACAUGCAUAUUUUAUUUUGUUUUCUUCUUCCAAAGAAAUGUGAAAUAUUAAAUAUUAAAAUAUGUCAGAUUUACUACAAGAAUAUCCAGUACUCAGAAAUAAGUAUUUUUAUGCAAUUAAAAGAAAAAAGAAUGCAUGUGGUAAAUGCAAAAAAAUAAUACAAAUAAAAAAGUAAAUGUUAUAGCUUAAGAAAAAUUAGACUGCUUGCAGUCUGCCUUUUCUCUUAAAAUUCGUCUAGUUCUUAUCUCAGCCAGUGCGAUUGCAAACCACGAUGUUAUGUUACAAUAGGAGAUUAGGACCAGACGAGAAAAGAUGGACUGUGGACUCUUUUGUAGUAAACAAACCCUCUGGCCCAGAAACAGAGUAACCGAUUGGUCAAUUUUACAGCUGCUGACAGAUCAUUGACUGGUCUGUGGUGGAGAUGCAAGCGAUAAAAAUGGUCACAUGUCACAACUAACUACGAACAACUGAUUAUGAACCUAGCGGUAAUCGCUUGUAAACUAAAACGUUUAUUAAAGGAUAUCUUACCAAAGGAAACUGCUGUAUAUUUCCUCAAGAGAAAGGAGUUCGAGAAAUCUUACUGGAUUUUUUAAAAAAGUAAAACUUUUCAGUUGUUUAUGUUCUACUGGUAUUUAUAAAUUGUUUCAAGUUAAUCAGGUUUAAUUGGUUGAUUGUUACCUUGACAGCUUCGUUGUCCCCAGACAGAACAAAACAGUCAGCAGCAGGGUUGUCAUUAAGAGCUGGGGGCCGGGGAUUUUCCCCGGCUACUAAGAGAGUGGCCCCCGGCUACUUUUAUUGGAAAAUAGAAGAAAAAUAGAACCAUAAGAAAUCUCUAGCCGUUUGAUUCCCCACCCACUUGUUGUAUUUACCCGACAACUUGAAAUCUUAGCGACAACCCUGGUCAGCAGUCUCUUAUUUUUUAUUCUCGGGCUUACGCCCUCAUUUAUCGUGGCUUGCGGCUUCACCACUUGCGUGCUUGAGUUUCUCGUGCAGUAACUUUGCAAAGAAAAUAAGAGACUGCUAGCAGUCUAAAGAAAAAAAAAACAAUUAACAACUUGCAAAGUGAAUUUAUGAACACCAGCACCAGCAACAGGCAAAAGACACAAAGAUAGGUCAAACAAAUAGUGAAACAAUUCUUACUGAGAUUUGACCCUUGCUAAGUUUCACACAAGUUUUUCUGCUUUCCAUUGCUAAGUUACUUUGUGAAAGAACUGAUUAUACUUGGACUGGUAUCUGUAAAGUUUGGCAGUAAUAAAUAAUAUUAAAGUAAUAGUAAGUAUUAGAUGAUGCAAAAGCUAAAGCAAAGAAUGGUAUAAUAAUGUAAUUAAUUAUCUUUAUUUAACCCAGCUUGAUUACCCUUUGCUUUUUGCAAGAGAUGUGCAUAUUUGUCUAAUUUUUAACUAAGAUUUAGAAAUUAAUAAAGUUGUUGUUGUUUUUGUAAUACUCUGGAAUUUUCCAGCCAAAGAAAGAAAUUGUUAAUUGCCUCAGACAUCAGGAGCAGGUGGUGGUCAUAAUGCUUGUUUGAAUCCUAGGGAGAGGGGGAACUCAACAAAUGUUUAUAAGGGGAGGCUCUGCCCCGAGGCCUGGGGGGUGUACUCCCCUAUAAAAGUGACGGGGGUGCUCGUCAGAAAGUUUUGAGAACACCUCUAAAAGGUACAAGAAUCUAUGUUUUAUGGGUGUGUCCCAAAUUCAUUUCCACCCCUAAGAGGUAUCAAUUCAACAGCAACAAAUUAUAUAACUGGCACAAAUACAUUUCUCAAAUCGAUAUAUAUAGCCUGCGUAGUAUGGCGGUUUUGGUUGGGCGCCCUAAGAAAAAAGGCUGGGCGUAACCUUACGGAGGGUCGUAAAAGGUACAGAGACAGCUCUGGCAGCAGUCAUUUUAGGUUUUAGCACCCUAAGCGCUACCAAUCCACAAAUUUAAACCCCUAAAAGGUACGACGAGCACCCCCGAUAAUUUUAUAGGGGAGUACCCCCCCGGGUACUGAGGUCCAACCCCUUACCCUUUUAUAUACCAUUUUUCCAAGAAAGGUAUCCAUUUAGUGUAUGUUAUAUUGACAAAUGGUACCUCUUUCACAUACCUUGUUUAAAUGCACUGUAUUUUAAAUAGCAAUCAACAGACUUCAUAAAGCCAUAAAAUUCAUCUGUUAGCCCUUUCACAAACACAAAUGACAGAUUUCCGUACCCUUUUUUAAUACGUCAACUUGAAAUCCCUAGCCUUUCAUAUACCCGAGGGCAGGUUCCAAAAAGAUACCCCUUUCGAGUGGCGCCCCCCGCAUAGGCCAUCAUAGGGAGUUCCCCCCCCCCCCCCCCCUCCCCGGAAAUCGAAUCUCGGGGUGUGGAUCGCGUUGAAACAAUUGUUUUUCUUUCUUAUACAUUUUUCCUGCUUUGGCUUCUUUCCUUUUGCCCAAGUUACCCUUUAUUUUUAUUGCUGACCCUCUACAGCUUCCGGAGGUUUUUGGGAAUAACGUAUUGCUAGUUUCUUAAAGUAAGGGAGGGGGAAGUGUUUUCCGUUUCCAAGUAGACGGGAGAACGCGGUAGCGUGUUCAAAUUCAAAGUUUUCAUCAGGAAAGAGGCCAGCUUGGCCAUCUCCAAGCGGAACUCUUGACCGGUUACCGGCCAUAUAGCCUCAGCGACAGCGUAAACUGAAAAUCACUCAAGACCGCAGCUUUGAUUUUUAAUGAUUUUCAAUAUCAAUAAAUUAAUUCCUAUUAAUUUUUAUGGACUAUUGUUGAUGUUAUUGAUUAUUGAUUUUGAUCUGAUUGAAUGGUAGGGUUAUGUAGCAAUGUGGAUUCACAUAGCCUGCGAAAACAUCCGUUUCUCCUCGCUCUUCGCCGCAGGGGACGUUUCGCGCGGAGGAACGUCUGCAACUCAGCGACAGAAAUUCCAUACUGAUGACGUAAAAUCUGUCCGGAAUCCGGUCAAAAGUGCUGAUUGGUCGACGGAGUAGUUACAUUGUUUUAGUUAUUGUUUACGAAUGACAGACAGAAGACAAAAGGCCACAAAGAUCAGAUGUAAACGAGAAGAAUUUCUAACAAAAGAGUCAAUAUUUGUGGAAUAUAGUCUUCUCUAGAAGAAGCAUUUGAGCUUUGCUGGAGCUUAUUAAGUUGCAGAUGAACACAACACUUUUCCAAAAUCGACCACAAGACACGUAAAAUUGGACAAAUUUACAUUUGGCACCCCAUGACUACCGGAUUUAUUAUCUAAACAUUGACUUGCGUCAUCAGUAUGGAAUUUCUGUAGCUGAGUCGCAGACGUUCCUCCGCGCGAAACGUCCCCAGCGGCGAAGAGCGAGGAGAAACGGUUGUUUUCGCAGGCGGUCAGUAUAAAACACCGACUGCGGACUGCGGACUGGGUAUAAAAUACGGACUAGGUAUAAAAUGUGGACUCCGGACUGAGUAUAAAACACGGACUAGGUAUAAAAUGAGGACUCCGGACUGAGUAGAAAACACGGACUAGGUAUAAAACGCGGACUAUGGACUAUGUAUAUAAAAACAGCUUUAGAAGGUAAAACUGAGAGAAUGGAAAGCGGACUAGCAAAAACAGUAGUCCCAGCUUAAACAUUCCCUUGGCUGUUCACGUAGUCUAUUCUUCCCACGGAGAAGGACGGUUAUGCCGGUAUUCAAGGCAAUUGAAAUUAAACUCUGAAUUUUAUAAAAAGGAGUUUGAAGAGAUUUCAGUUUGCAGUUUUAAAUCAAUAAGGAGCACCGAAUUAAAAAAAAUAGUAUUGGUGUUAGUCAGAUCAGUAAAAUUCUUAUCGGAUGCCACAAUUCCGUUUCAAAUAAAGCCUUAAUUGGGAAGUGAGGACUGAAUGAAGAACUCAGAUCAGAAGGUCAAUGUAGGGCAUUCCCGCGGUGCACAAAAGCAGUAUUUAGGGGGGAGGGAUUACUCACACACGUGAAUGAUAACCGAAAUGAGUCAUCCAACGUUAUAUUCUAAGCGAUGAUUAUGAUGACAUGAUUUACACCCUGCUCCUGAUCCCCGUAGGGGGGGGGGGGGUACUACUGGGAAUUCUUGGUGGGGGUGUGGUGCCCGGUUCUCCGAUUCCUGACCUAUUUGCAGACAAAAAAAUGUCAUUUUCCACACCCGUUUUCAGACUAGAUCUCUAAAACCCAUACCCAUUUUCGGACCUGGCCUAAUUUAGCCUGUUCCAGGCUCUCAGAUAAUGGGGAGACUCCCCAGUUUUCUCCCGUUUUAUUUUCGUGUUUUCGAUUUCUCAAUUCAGCGGACCCAACCAUCUCAGAGCCUUGAACAGGUUAGGUCUAAUCAGGCAGAAAUUUUGUCAUCAUUACAAAGUUAGAGUGGAAACAAAAAAAUUCUCCAAAUGCAUUUCGAAUUCGCACAUUUCUAUUUCGUCCUUAUUCAUUUGGAAUUGAAACGAUAAAUACGUCCAUUUAUGUACGUUCCCGUAGUUCCCUCGAAAACCAUACCCGAUUCCACACCAAAAUGGGCAAAGUGUUUUCACACCAAAAAGGCCCAAAAGCUACCCUUCCCUUAUAUAAGGGAAUACCACCCCUGAUCCUGACCCAUUUCAUGAUUGUUAGAGACCAAGACAGGGUCUAAAAAUGAGUGAAGAAAAUAGCAUUUUGAUCCGGCUCAUGAUUCAGAGAACCGGGCUGGACACCUCCACCAAGAAUUUAUAGGAGUAUUUGCAACCGUAACUCACGUGUCUUGCUAUUUAGCGAUCUUUUGAUCUUAUUUUUCCUUACCUAGAACUAAUUAGCACCAUUUUUACCAAAGUAGUCCGUAGUCCGUAUUUUAUACCCAGUCCGCAGUCCGCAGUCCGCGUUUCAUACCUUGUCCGUGUUUUAUACCCAGUCCAUAUUUUCCAGUCUGCGUUUUAUACCUGGUCCGUAUAUUAUACCCAGUCCGCAGUCCGUAGUCCGCGGUCCGCAGUCUAUAUUUUAUAAUGACCGUUUUCGCAGGCUAGGAUUCGCAGUUCUACACACUUAGGGAAAGUUCAUUUAAUAUGACAAAGGGGGGAUGAAGAUAUUGAAACUCGAAGCUUGAAAUUUUAGCAGCCCCCCUCGCUAGCGGUUCAAUUUUUUAGGAGCCCCCUCCUUGGUAGUCGAAAAAAUUUCAGAGCCCCCCCCUCCUCCUUCAAUUCCUUUGCUCCCCUGAAAAAAGAUCGCUAGACUGUAUUAAAUAUAUUUACCGUUAUUGUCUUCAAUGGUUUAUACUAUGACAAACUUGAGAUACAGUUGUGAUACAAUUUUCUAAAGCAUUUUUGGGAUGAACAAGAGUGUAAUAAUUACUGAGACUACAUUUGUUAUAUCUGUAAACCACGUGAUAUAGCUGGGUUGCACAGGUCAUUAAAUUGAUGAGUUGAAAACCAUCCGAUCUGUAUGAUGAUGUCAUGUGUUGGUUUUGAAGUAUACAAAUUUUCGGAGCCCCCCCUCCUAGCGCAACAAUUUUUUCAGAGCCUCCCCUUCGGGUGUCUCAAAAUUAUCGGAGCCUCCCCUCAAUAUCUUCAUCUUCCCCCUUGUCAUAUUAAAUGAACUUUCCCUUAGUACAUAUACUCAAAUGUUUACGGCGGACUGAUUAAGGCAGUUGUGAAAUUUUAGCUAAAAAGUCUUCAGGUUUCCAGUAGUUAGUUUACAUUAACGGAAAAUGGGCGACAUCCUCGCAUAUCCUCCAUUUUGUGGAUAGUGUCAGCGUGAGAUCUGGUAAUGAACUUGUGAACUUUUCCCCAGUGCUUUCUCGGUAAGAGUUUUCCACGCAAUGUGUGAUGGGUAGGGACGUUCACUUCCGCAUCAUCCUUCGAGAUGGAGUCUUUGGCUGAGUCGAUGUCUGCAGAUCCUUCCAAGCAUCGUCAAGAACUUCUCGAGCGUCUGGAUAUCCUAAGGAACAACGAUAGCUUUUGUGACGUGACGAUCGCAGUAAACGACAAAGAGUUCAAAGCUCACAGAGCUGUUUUAGCGGCGGCCAGUCCGUUCUUUCUGACACUUCUGACAAGCGACAUGAAAGAGAGCAACGAACAACUGAUCAAAGUAGAGCUAGAAGAAGCCACUGAAACUGUCAUGGAAGACGCGUUAAAGUACCUUUACACUGGGAAUGUCACAGUCGUUGAAGAAAGAGCGCACAAUUUGAUUGCAACUGCAAAUUUUCUUCUUCUGCCCAGCCUUAACACAAUGGCGGGCAAUGUUUUGAAGAAGACUGUGUCAACAGAGAAUUGUCUUUUCAAUUAUUAUUUUGCUGAUAAAUAUGAGUGUGUGGAGCUGAAGGAAAAAUGCCGUGAAGUAAUCAACACCAAUUUCAGUGUUGUCAUGGAAACAGAGGACUUUCUCAAACUUGAUCAGAAGCAAGUUAUGGAGUGGGUGUCUAAUGAUGAUGUCAUUGUAAAUGCCGAGGAGGACAUUUUCAAAGGAAUUGUAAAGUGGGUGUCUCACAACAUGAGUGGAAGGGAAGAAAAUUUACCUGAAUUAUUGCACCAAGUUCGCCUGCCAUUUGUGUCUCAUGACUUUCUUAUUAAUGAACUCGUAAAAGAGGAGCUGCUCACUAAAAACGCAGUAUUUUGUUCACAAUUUAUGAUACAUGCCAUUAAAUCAUUGCUGAGUUCUAAUGAUGGGGAAGCCUCUCACCAACCAAGGAAAUGCCAAGUGACACAUGUUGAGGGGAUUAUUCUCUGUGGAGGAAGACAGACACUGUGCUACUUUCCACAGACAAAUAUGUGGCACGGGAUGGCAGACACACUGUUUGAACAUGACUUUUGCACUUUCACUCCAGCCCAGUACAAGCAUAAAGUUUACAUUUUUGAUGCAGGAUCACAUAAGGUGGAUGAAGCAAGGGCAAGGGUGAUGGAAUACUUAGAAGACAACAACACCUGGCAGCAGCUAAAGGGGCUGCAGGUAGCAUUAACAUUACUCAUUACACUGUUUUAA